AUGCUGUGGGGACACUCCCGAGGGUCCCGACUCCCGACGCCGCCAGACGGCCCCGUCGUCACGGGCGCCUCUGAGCGGACGGUCCACGGCGUCCGCUGGCUGCUGAUCUGCGUCGCCAUCUUCUCCUCCAGCGUGCUGUACGGGCUGGACACGACCAUCGUCGCCGACAUCCAGGGCGCCGUGUCCGAGACGUUCGGCGAUGUCACCCAGCUGGGCUGGCUCGGCGUCGGCUUCACCCUCGGCUCCACCGUCGCCAUCCUCCCGCUCGGCAAGGCCUACGCCGUCUUCGACGUCAAGUGGCUGUUCAUUGGCUGUCUUGCCAACUUCGCCGCCGCCAGCGCGCUGUGCGGCGCUGUGCCGGGGAUGAGUGCCAUGAUUGUCGGUCGGGUCUGGGGCGGCGUGGGCGGUGCCGGCAUGUAUCUUGGCAUGCUGAAUCUCUGCACCAUCCUCAGUUCACCCCACGAGCAGCCAUUGUACGUCGGCCUGGCCGGGUUUGUGUACGGGAGCGGCUGCAUCUUGGGUCCCAUCGUGGGAGGAUCGCUGGCGGACAGCUCGGCGUCAUGGCGCUGGGCGUUCUACCUCAACCUUUGCAUCUUCGCGGCCGCCAGCCCCAUCUACCUUUUCCUGCUGCCGUCGCUGCCCCGGCGGCCGGGGGCGUCCUGGGUUGACCGCGUGAAGAGCAUCGACUGGCUUGGCACGCUGCUCAACGCCGGUGUCUACGGCACCUUCACGGUCGCCUUCUCCUUCGGCGGCGUCCUCUGGGCAUACAGCGACGGCCGCACCAUCGCCCUGAUCGUUGUCUGGGUCGCCUGCAUCGUCGUCUUCGCCGUCACGCAGCGGUACUCCGUCCUGACCAACCCGCUCGACCGGCUCUUCCCCUGCGAGUUCCUCCGCGACCCGCAGCUCGUCCUCCUGUACGUCAUCAUGGCCGCGGGCGGCUCCGCGCUCUUCGUCUCCAUGUACUACAUCCCGCUGUACUUCCUCUUCGUGUACGGCGACACGGGCGUGCAGGCGGCGGUGCGCCUGCUGCCGUUCGUGUGCCUCUACGUGGCCACCAUCCUGGCCUGCGGCGCCGCCAUGGGCCGCACCGGCUACCACAUGGUCUGGUUCCUCGCCUCGGGCCUGUGCCUGACCGCCGGCGGCGCCUGCAUGGCCACCGUCACCGCCAACACCCCGCCCGGCCGCAUCCUGGGCUACACCGUCCUGCUCGGCCUCGGCAUGACCACCUCGCAGGCCGGCUACGCCGUCGGCAACCGCCUCGUCGCGCCCGCCCGCGUCGCCGAGAUGAUCCAGUUCCUCAACGUCGGCCAGGGCUCCAGCAUGCUGAUCGGCCUGACCGUCGCCAGCGCCGUGUUCCAGACGCGCGCCUUCGCGGGGCUGCGCGCCGUGCUGGGCCCGCUGGGGUUCGAUGACGCGCAGAUCCGCGCCGCCGUGGCCGGCUCGCGCAGCGAUGUGUUGCGGUCCGUCGCGCCCGACGUGCGCGCGCGGUGUCUCGAUGCCAUUGUCGACAGCAUCGCGCGCUGCUGGUUCAUGGUCGUCGCGGCCGGCGCCCUGUACACGCUGUGCUCGCUGUUCCUGAGCCGCGCGAGGUAUUCCUUUUAG
Messenger RNA from Thermothielavioides terrestris NRRL 8126, 1602 nucleotides. RefSeq lists its product as uncharacterized. The record is from RefSeq and is a predicted model, not a curated record. The transcript is spliced from 5 exons. Lineage: Eukaryota; Fungi; Ascomycota; Sordariomycetes; Sordariales; Chaetomiaceae. Gene Ontology annotation, molecular function: transmembrane transporter activity. Gene Ontology annotation, biological process: transmembrane transport. The coding region runs from base 1 to 1602 and encodes 533 amino acids.